Messenger RNA from Gavia stellata (red-throated loon), 1347 nucleotides. It is a transcript of the gene SOWAHA, whose product is annotated as sosondowah ankyrin repeat domain family member A. The record is from RefSeq and is a predicted model, not a curated record. The transcript has a single exon. Bases 10 to 1347 code for a protein of 445 amino acids. Gene Ontology annotation, molecular function: protein binding. NCBI's taxonomy places the organism in Eukaryota, Metazoa, Chordata, Aves, Gaviiformes, Gaviidae.
GGCGGCGGGAUGGCGGAGCUCGACAUCAGCCCGGCGGCCGUGCUGGGCUUCCUGCGGGAGCGCGGCGGGCGGGUGCGCAACGCCGAGCUGGUGAGCACCUUCCGGCCGCUGGUGGAGGCCGGCGGGGACGCGGCGGCGCGGGCGGAGCGGCGGGAGCGGUUCAAGGCGGCGGUGAACGCGGUGGCGGUGGUGAAGGAGCGCGACGGCGCCAAGUUCGUCGUCCUGCGGCGGGAGCUGCGGACCGCCCCGCCGCCGGGGGGCGCGCUGGCGCCGGCGGGCGAUGGCGGCGCCCCCGAGGCCGUCCCCGCCGGGCGGCUCUCGCCCGCGCCCCCCGAGGAGCUGCCGUCGCCGCGGGCCGUCUCCGAGCUGCGGGGCCUCUUCCAGGGCGGCGGCGGCGGGGUGCCCCUGCCCGCCGGCGCGGGGGGGUCCCGGCGGGAGCCGCCCCCCAAGCCCUGCAUGCUGCCGGUGCGCUGCGUGCCGCCCCCUGCCCCCGCUGCCCCGGGGCUGCCCGAGGAGCCCGGGUCCCCCUUGUCGCCCCCGCAGCCGGAGGAGGAGGCCGGGUCCCGCUCGCCCGGCCUGCGGCGGGGGCCCAGGAACCAUCGGGCCAGCGAGGAGGUGGCGGUGGUGCCGCUGGAGGAGGCCGAGCACCGGUGGCUGGUGAUGGCGGCGGGCGGGCAGUGGACCCAGCAGCUCCACGGGCUGCUGCUGGGCGACGCCAGCUUGGCGGCCCGGCGGGACUUCAUCUCGGGCUUCACCGCCCUGCACUGGGCCGCCAAGAGCGGCAACUGCGACAUGGUGACGAAUAUCAUCAGAGCGGCCGAGAAGGGGGGGGCCCCCGUCAACGUGGACGCCAGGUCGCACGGCGGCUACACGGCGCUCCACCUGGCCGCCAUGCACGGCCAGGAGAAGAUCAUCACCAUGCUGGUCUACAGCUACCACGCCAAGACCGACCUGAGGGACUACAGCGGGAAGAAGCCGCACCAGUACUUAAAGGAAGGGACCUCCUCUGCGGUCAGGCGCUUGCUGGGGGACCCCAGCCUUCCCCACAACGUGGAGCCCUCCAUGCCCAUCAAGAAGACCACAAAGCUUGCGGCUUCAAUCUUGAGCUCCACUAGCACUUUCCUGGGGGUCAUAUCCGAUGACAUGGCUUUCUACGAUCUCACCAAAGGUUUAAGGAAGCCCUCGUCCUUAAACAAGCUCCUGGCCGCCACUACGGGCCCGAGGAGGAAGCCAAAGACCAGAGGGGGCUUCCCUUCAUAUUCCUCCCUCUCCGAGGUAAUGGAGGAGGAGGAAGAGGAGGUCAUCGUGAAACGCAGACCCGUUUCCGAGCUGUUCUUUGGCCACUAG